AAUAACCUGGUCAUUUCCACUCCUGCACAAUCAACUCUAAUAUUCACUUCUUCAUCACUUCCACCACAAUUUCUUAUAUCCAAUGGAAUCCCCAUCUUGGGUUUCUUACUUAACCGCAUGGCUUGCCACUCUAGCCCUCAUCCUCCUCUCCCUCCGUUUCCGCCCCCGUCGAAAACUCAACUUCCCACCUGGCCCAAAACCAUGGCCCGUAAUUGGGAACCUUGACCUCAUUUGCUCACUUCCCCACAGAUCAAUCCAUGCCCUCUCCCAAAAAUAUGGUCCACUCAUGCAACUCAAAUUCGGAUCGUUCCCUGUUGUCGUGGCCUCUUCGGUUGAAAUGGCCAAAGCCUUCCUUAAAACCCAUGAUGUUAUCUUUGCUGGUCGACCCAAGAUCGCGGCAGGAGAAUACACUACUUACAAUUACUCUGAUAUUACUUGGUCACCGUACGGACCAUACUGGCGUCAAGCACGAAAAAUGUGCAUGACAGAACUUUUUAGUGCAAAACGCCUUGAGUCAUACGAGUAUAUCCGAAGAGAAGAAAUGAAAUUGUUGCUAAAAGGGUUGUACGAAUCAUCCGGUGUCCCAAUUGUUUUGAAAGAUCGUCUUUCAGAUUUGAGUCUUAAUGUAAUAAGUAGGAUGGUGUUCGGGAAAAAGUAUACAGAGGGCACCGGUGAAAAUGAGAUUGUGACCCCGAAGGAGUUCAAGGAGAUGCUUGAUGAGUUAUUCCUACUUAACGGAGUAUUGGAUAUCGGGGACUCGAUUCCCUGGCUAAGGUUCUUGGAUUUGCAAGGCAAUAUUAAGAGAAUGAAGGCCUUGAGCAAGAAGUUCGACAAAUUCUUGGAGCACGUUUUGGAUGAACAUAACGCUAGGCGAAGAGAUGUUAAAGAUUAUGUUGCCAAGGAUAUGGUGGAUGUACUUUUGCAACUUGCUGAUGAUCCCAAUCUUGAUGUUAAGCUUGAAAGGCAUGGAGUCAAGGCAUUUAGUCAGGACAUGAUAGCUGGAGGGACCGAGAGUUCAGCAGUGACUGUGGAAUGGGCAAUUUCAGAGAUGUUGAAAAAGCCAGAAAUAUUUGCCAAGGCUACAGAAGAACUAGACAGGGUAAUUGGCAGGGAAAGAUGGGUAGAAGAAAGGGACAUUGAGAACCUACCUUACAUCGACUCAAUUGCCAAAGAGACUAUGCGUUUGCACCCUGUGGCACCCAUGCUAGUGCCUCGCAUGACCCGUGAAGAUUGUCAAGUAGAUGGUUACGACAUUCUCAAGGGCACUAGAGCUCUUGUAAAUGUGUGGACAAUUGGGAGAGACCCCACGGUUUGGGAUAACCCCAAUGAAUUUUGCCCUGAGAGAUUCAUUGACAAGACCAUUGAUGUGAAAGGUCAUGAUUUUCAACUGUUGCCAUUUGGGGCUGGAAGGAGGAUGUGCCCUGGAUAUCCUCUCGGGAUUAAGGUAAUUCAAGCAAGUUUGGCUAAUCUUUUACAUGGAUUUACUUGGAAGUUGCCUGGUAACAUGACAAAAGAAGAUCUCGAUAUGGAGGAGAUCUUUGGCCUCUCCACCCCAAAAAAAUGUCCACUCCAAGCUGUGGCAGUGCCUAAGCUCCCACUUCAUUUGUACUCCCACUGAUAUUAUAUAUAUAUAUAUAUAUAUAUUAUUUUAAGGCUCUUAAAAAUAAUUCAGAGUAUGAGAAGAGAAACAAACAAGCAGAGAAAAAAAAAAGAAAGAAAAAUACAAGUGAUGGUGAGUGCUUUGCCUUUUAGUGGCAGACAGCUAUUUAUGCAAUCUUUUUUCUCUUUUCCACCUUCAAUGAGUUGUUGGCAUGUAACUGAAUUCUGCACUAAUAAAGACUUAUUUAUAGUGUCCAA
Molecule: messenger RNA, 1857 nt
Organism: Gossypium raimondii (Peruvian cotton)
Lineage: Eukaryota; Viridiplantae; Streptophyta; Magnoliopsida; Malvales; Malvaceae
Product: trimethyltridecatetraene synthase
Exons: 2
Coding region: 83-1618 (511 amino acids)
Molecular function (GO): iron ion binding; monooxygenase activity; heme binding
Source: RefSeq, a predicted model, not a curated record